This is a messenger RNA of Cloeon dipterum, 2815 nucleotides long. RefSeq lists its product as uncharacterized. The transcript has 7 exons. The coding region runs from base 1607 to 2794 and encodes 395 amino acids. Lineage: Eukaryota; Metazoa; Arthropoda; Insecta; Ephemeroptera; Baetidae. Gene Ontology annotation, biological process: regulation of transcription by RNA polymerase II. Gene Ontology annotation, cellular component: nucleus. Gene Ontology annotation, molecular function: protein dimerization activity. The record is from RefSeq and is a predicted model, not a curated record.
GAGCGUAUUCCAAGACAGGAAAUGGAAACAGGAAACAAGAAUUCCUGCUUUUUCCUGGAAUUCCGGCAGGACAGGAAAAUAUUUUCCAAGAACAGGACAAGACAGGAAAUUUUAUUCCUAACAAUUCCAUUCUUGUUUUAUUAAUUUUAUCACAUUUUAAUAGGAAUAAAAUAUUCGUUUGAAGACAACAUUAAAUUUUAAUUUUUGUAAUACUGUUUAUUGACGUAAUAUACUUUCUUUCGUGUGCCCACGCCCACUACCCACUCCACUCCAUCUCCAACCAAAGUUCCCGCCAAAUCUACGCUCUUAGUUAGCUAACUACACGCCCACUCGAGAUACAUUCACGCACUAUACAUACAUACAAAUUUAAAUAGCAACUAACAAAAUGUGUUUUACAUCGGCCGGCCGCUCUAUCUGCCUUAUUCCCAUGCCGCAUUAAAUACAUAAUGCAAUUUCAUUAACUGUCUUCUGUCUACGUCAACGAGUUCAACGACUCUUCUUCUACACUUAAGUUCAAAUAUCUAGUGUUUUCUUUUUGAACGAAACAAAACCAUGGACCUGCUGGACAACAAUUGGGAUUUAGAGUUUGACCCUGAUGAAGAUGACCCUGGACCUGGACUGAAUGAGCUUGACGCUUCAGCGGCUGAAGGAAGGAUCGCUGUUUCUGAUGCUGGAACGUCUGGAUUAAAUCAGCAGGCUACUUCAGUUACAGCACCAAUAACUGUUGACAAGUCACAUUUGCAGAAUAUUUUACAUGAUGCGUCCAAAUGCACGAGAGUGCACUUCGUCGGCCCUAAAAAGGGUGAAGGCAAAUCAGCUGCUGCCUAUUUUGAUAGGCUAUGUGCUUAUGGAAAAGCAACGAACUUUAUUGUCUGCCGUCAGUGCGAAACAUUGCUGAGAUUUAACGCUACGGAGGGACCAUCUGGCAUGAUCAGACACUGGAAAACCUGCUCUAAAAUCAAAACUGGACCUGGUGUCACAUUGCAAGGAGUAAAAACAGGUCCUCGAGGGAUUCAAAUGAAGUUAGCAACCCAAAGGAAGGUACCAAGGAAGGUAAAAUCUGAGGUCACAAAAGUCAUAGCAGAAAUGUGCAGCUCGGAUCUACGUCCAUUCAAUAUUGUUGAGGGAGCUGGAUUCCGCACUUUUUGCCAAAAGUUGAUUGAUACUGGUGCAAAUUUUGGGAAAGUAGAAGUAGACGAAGUUGUCCCGAAAAAAAAUGCGGUGGCUGCGCAUAUUGAGAAAAUCAUUUUGGUCGUGGAGGAGCACAUCACAGAAGCAUUUGGGCAGGCAAGACAUUCUUUAAAUACAAGUUUUAAGAAAAAUAUGUAACAUUUUUGUGUGAUGAUGAUGAUAUAAUUUUGUUUAUUUGUCUUUGCAGAAAUAUAGACCCCUUGCCUUUACAGUGGACGCCUGGACCCAAAAAUUUAAAAAUGAGUCCUGUUUGGGAGUAACUGCUCAUCGACUGAAGCUGUCAAAAGUAGAAUCAACAGGACAACCCACCAUUGUCCUUGAGGACCAGGUUUUAGGGAACAACCCCUUCCCACCCCCCCACAAUCAGGAAACCAUUUUCAAUGAGUUUGAAGCUGUCACGCUGAAAUACGGCAUCAUGACGACCAGUUGUGUUGUCGUAACUGACAAUGACGCUGCUACGAAAGCUGCGUUUAACAAACAAAGCCACUUAACAUGGUUAUCGUGCGCAGUUCAUGACGCUAACUUGGCUGUGAAGCAAACUCUGCAGAGUGCUGCACUUCCAAAUGAAAUUAAAGUUGCCAUCGAGGCAUGCAAAGAAAUCGUGAGAUAUGUUAAAAAGGCCCAGUUGAACAGCAAACUUCUUGAGUUAGGAAAGAAGUCUUUGAAACAAGAAUGUGAGACCCGCUUUAACAGCCUAUGGAACAUGGUUAGAUCUGUUAACGACGCCAUGGCUGCAUUGCCAGAAGUUCUUCCAAUAGAGCGCCGAGGAGGCCUUCCUAAACUUACCAAGCCAUCAUUUACAGAGCUGAUAUCUAUUCUCUCACAUUUUGACGCCCUAACUAGAGAAUUGAGUGCCUCAAAAGUGCCCACAUUAUUUCUAAAGCCACUGUGGAAGAAAGAGUUGAUGAAACUCUUAAACGAAAAGUCAAAGGAUAGAUCGAUUUCUGCUGCUGGUCAGAAGGUGGCCAGUAUGCUCAUGGACAGUGUUGAGAGCAAAGUACAACUUCAAACUCUGCAUUUUUGUGCGACAAUUUUGCACCCGCAGUUUAAAUACUUUGUGCAAAGAGAAUACGGAGCAGAGUGCCACAAUGAAGCGGCAGAUUUCCUUGAGUCAAAAAUGAUGCCAGACUGCGCUCAGCAUUUUCAAGAUCUGCUAGGUGAUGGCAUAGAGGACUGCCAGCGACAGCCAAACAACCUAUUAGGAAAUUCCUCAUCCGAGCAGCAGAUCCCAAUGAGCCAUGUUAAUAUUUGGGAUAGAAUCCAAUCAUACGGUUGUGGCAGUUCCAGCAGCGGCCUUUCUGAGGAUUUUACUGCAUUUACCUCCCACGCUGAAGAACUGGCAUCGUGGAUGUGUGUACCAGAGAGAAAAUUGGAGGGCAAAAGUAUCCUGAAUUAUUGGAGGGAACAAAAACACCAUCCAAUUUUGGCUGCCACAGCACUUUUCAUCCACAGUAUUCCGUGUUCCUCAAUCCCAUCCGAAAGGCUGUUUUCCGUAUCAGGCAGAAUUACAGCAGAUCCAAGAAGAUCGUCCCUCAGUGCAGACAAACUAAGCAAGUUGUGUGUGAUCAACAGUUUCAAGAAAAAUGGGGGGAAAAUCGAGUGACUUGUGAAAGUGACAAUUUUA